Coniophora puteana RWD-64-598 SS2 is the source of this 1862-nucleotide messenger RNA. RefSeq lists its product as uncharacterized. Lineage: Eukaryota; Fungi; Basidiomycota; Agaricomycetes; Boletales; Coniophoraceae. The record is from RefSeq and is a predicted model, not a curated record. The transcript is spliced from 5 exons. Gene Ontology annotation, cellular component: mitochondrial inner membrane. Gene Ontology annotation, biological process: mitochondrial respiratory chain complex III assembly; protein insertion into mitochondrial inner membrane from matrix. Gene Ontology annotation, molecular function: ATP binding; ATP hydrolysis activity. The coding region runs from base 17 to 1729 and encodes 570 amino acids.
CCGAAGCUCACCAGCCAUGGGCUCUCUGGAGGACAUCGUUGGCCAGCUCAUCGAGCUCGCCAGCUCCAACUCUGCCAUCAAUGUCACAUCCGCCCCCAACAACAACGGCACGGCGGCACGCCAGCCCUCCACCGGCUUCCCCUCCAGCUUUUCCGACAUCUCUUCGAUUGCCACCUUCCUUCUAUCGUUGGGCGCCCUCCGCAACUGGGGACUCCUGCUCCUGCUCGGCAGCCUCCUCGAGAGCACCCGCCAAGGCCUAUCAUCGCUGUGGAAGGUCAUCGCCGACUCGUUCUUCCUCACCGCGCGGUUCCAUGAAGACGAUAGCAGCUUUGAUUGGAUGAUGCUCUGGUUAUCCAAGCAGCCAUCGAUCCACAAAGGCAGGGACGUCGAGAUCAGCACCAGGUCCCACUCCUCGUCCUACGACGACGACGACAAGAAACACGUGCGCAUUCCCUCGAUGUCCGAGACCUACACGCUCUGGUACAGGCGCUGCUGGAUCCGGGUGACGCGCGAGCUCAAGGAGGGCAACUGGCGCAACCCCGAGGAGAUCCUUGUCCUUAAGAUCUUCACGUGGAACCAUGGCGUCAUUGACGAUAUCGUGCUGGAGGCGAAGGAGCUGUACAACACGGAGCGCGAGGACAAGGUCGAGAUAUACGUGUCCAACUCAAAUUGCUGCGGCUGGAGGUCGAGCUGCACUCUCGCAAAGCGCCCUCCUCAGUCGAUCAUCCUCGAGCCGGGUGUGCAGGACCUGGUUCUGGGAGAUGCGAGGGACUUUAUGAACAGCAAGUCUUGGUACGCUGAGCGCGGUAUUCCGUUCAGGCGCGGGUAUCUUUUGUAUGGCGCACCCGGUGCUGGCAAGACUUCCCUUAUCCACAGCAUCGCCGGGGAACUCAACUUGGACGUCUACAUCCUCUCUCUGUCCCGCAGCGGGCUCGAUGACUCCAGCCUCUCGCAGGUCAUCAGCGAGCUGCCCGAGAAGUGCAUCGCGCUCAUGGAGGACAUCGACGCCGCCUUCCACCACGGUUUGACUCGCGAAGGGCCCUCGCCCGCCGACGACGCUGAAGAUGGUCCCGACGGCCCUCGCAAACCGCGCGCCGCGACUCCCUCCGGCAAAGUCUCCCUCAGCGGGCUGCUGAACGCGCUCGACGGGAUCGGCGCGCAGGAGGGUCGUAUCCUCUUCGCGACGACAAACAAGUACACCGCGCUCGACCCCGCGCUGUGCCGCCCCGGGCGGAUGGACCUGCACAUCGAGUUCUGCAACGCGAGCAGGUACCAGGCCGAGGAGCUCUUCAAGCGCUUCUACCUCCCCUCGGGCUCGUUGUCCGACCGCCCCCUCGAGGCCGCCGGAGCUCCCGCUGCGAAGCCCUACAGGGACGACGACCAGGAGAGCACGGACUCCGGGUACGGUGGCUCGCGCGCGGAGUCCGAGAAGCUUAUUGACGUCGACGAAUCGUCUGCGCCCUCGCCCUCGCGGCGGCCUUCGUCGCCCGAGAAGCCGUCGUUCGUCGGUGUGUCGCACAGCCAGCGCGCGCCCCGGAUGUCGCCCGAGCGCUUCCGGGAGCUUGCGACGCGCUUCGCAGACGCGAUUCCGGAGCGCAAGCUGUCGAUGGCUGCGCUGCAGGGGUACUUGAUGACGUACAAGAUCAGGCCUGUGCAGGCGGUGGAGGACGUUGCAGCGUGGGUGGAGAGGGAGCUAGCGCAGAAGGACGCUGCCGAGGACGAUUCGUAGGAUGAUGAAAAAGAUGACGAUGGAUAUUAUGAAGUCGUGGUUGUAUCAUACCUUUGCUCGAGCAUACCCGCAUAUACAUGUAGACAUUGUAUCACGCACACUAGCCGCAUAGACCACAGCAAUUGCACAAAAC